Molecule: messenger RNA, 841 nt
Organism: Fukomys damarensis (Damara mole-rat)
Lineage: Eukaryota; Metazoa; Chordata; Mammalia; Rodentia; Bathyergidae
Product: olfactory receptor 287-like
Biological process (GO): G protein-coupled receptor signaling pathway
Cellular component (GO): membrane
Molecular function (GO): G protein-coupled receptor activity; olfactory receptor activity
Source: RefSeq, a predicted model, not a curated record
UGUCACAUGGUGCUUGGUGUUCCAACAGCGCUUCAUGGCCUGGAGCUGUUGCCAGUCACUGUCCUUACAGGGCCCUUUCAUCCUGCUGGGCUUCUCAGGCCAUCACAGUUUGCAUGUCAGGCUCUUUUUACUCUUCCUGGUCAUGCACGUACUCACAGUGGCCGGAAUCCUGGCCAUCAUCUCCCUUGUCAGGGCACCAGCACCAUUGAAUACCAUGUACUUCUUCCUCUGCAAUUUCUGUUUCCUGGAAAUCUGGUUCACCAUGGCCUGCAUGCCCAAGGCCCUGGCCACUUUCACCUCCCAGAGUGGAGUCAUCUCUCUGGCUGGCUGUGCUGCACAGAUGUACUUUAUCUUCUUGUUGGGCUGCACUGAGUACUUCCUGCUGGCUGCUAUGGCCUAUGCCCACUACCUAGCCAUCUGCCUGCCACUAUGCUAUGGUGGCACCAUGACACCUGCCCUGGCAGUGUGGCUUGCCCUGGGCUCCUGGAUGUGUGGCUUCUCUGCCAUCACUGUGCCUACCACCCUCAUCACAUGCCUCUCCUUCUUCAGCUCUUGAGUCACCAACCACUUCUUCUGUGACAUUGUGCCCUGGAUUGUGCGGUCCUGCACUGACACCUGGGUAGUGGAGCUGAUCUGUUCAUCCCACCUCACAGUGGUGCUCAUUUGGUAUGGUUCCACCAUCUUUCUGUGUGUCAGGACUUUGGUGGAGAGCUCCCUGGACCUGUCCGAGGCCAUCACAGUGCUCAAUACCAUUGUCACGCCAGUGCUGAACCCCUUUAUUUACACACUGAGGAACAAGGAUUUGAAGGAGGCUCUGUUUAGGAUGGGGCAGGGGAGGUGA